CGGACGUUCGACAUCGAUCUUAAAUCGAACCGUCCGAUGACUUUCAUCCUGCAUCUAGCGGUCAUAAUUUCUCCAAAAGAAGCAAAAGCCCUUUAAAUAGGGAGACGAGAUACGAAGUUUAACUCUUUUCCUGAUCUCGCCAAUAAUCUUUUUCGAUCCAAAAUUUUAAAAUUCAAUAAAACAUUUUUCCUUUCUAUUUUAAAAAUAUUAAUUAUUAGUUUCCCUAGGGUUUCUUGAUCUAGAGUUUUCUCCUGUUUGUGCCUUUUUUUUUGCUUCUCUCUUUUACUUUGUCGGCGAAACGAUUGAGGAAGGGAAGAAAGGGUUCUCGACAUAGGAGGAACAGUGAGCGAGCAGUGACAGACUGAGUGCGGCAAUUAAGUCAGCAGUUCCUUUACACUGAAUAAAGGGAUAUAAGAAGAAAGGUGCUUUGGCUAAGAUGUUGGCAAAGCGUGAUAGGUUUGCAGGAGAGUAUUACUGUGGCCCGUAUGAGCCUCCUGGUGAAUCAGAGGGAUCUGGUAGCUCAGGAAGAAUUGAUAUGGAGAUUACUGCUUCAGAAGAUUCAAGUGCACCGCAGAGAAAAUGUAUCAGUUUGAACCCUGAUAAACUUGGCACCUUUGGUGUCCGUACGGAAGUGCUGUCACUGUCAAAAUUGUCACAGUUUGAAAGAAAGGAUUUGAUGCAUAGGUUGAGACAUGAAUUGGAGCAGAUUCGGAUGCUUCAGAAGAAAGUUGAGUUGCAAAGGACAAAUGGGGUUACUGUGUCAUCUUCCAGUGAUAUUCUUAGUUGCAGCAAUGGACAAAUUUUACCUCACGCACGGGAUUUUCAGAAAUCAUCCAUGAUGGCUUCUGGACCUGGGAAGAAAGGGAAUCCUUUGAGUGGCAAGGCUCGCGCGUUUAAUCGGACUUUUUCAGGAAAAUCUGAGUCUGCAAAACAUGUUUCAGCAUCGAACACCUCAAAUAUGAUGUUGAUGAAGCAGUGUGAGGGUCUUCUAAAACGACUGAUGAGCCAUCAGUAUGGGUGGGUCUUCAACCAACCAGUAGAUAUAGUCAAGUUGAAUAUUCCAGAUUACUUUACUGUUAUAAAGCAGCCCAUGGACCUAGGAACGAUUAAAAAGAAGAUGGCAUCAGGGGCAUAUGCAACCCCUUUGGAGUUUCAUGAUGAUGUGAAGCUUACUUUCAGUAAUGCAAUGACCUAUAAUCCCCCUGGAAAUGAUGUCCACAUUAUGGCUGAUACCCUUAACAAGUUUUUUGAGGUAAGGUGGAAAAACAUUGAGAAGAAGUUACCAGUUACUGGUACCCAGUUGGUACAAAGUAAAGCUCCUUCUGAGGACAUAGAGACUUCUAAGCCUAUGCCUCCUGCAAAAAAGAGGAAGACAACCUCAGUGACCCAGGAAAUUAUAAAGGAACCUGUAAAGAGGAUGACGGAUGAGGAAAAACACAAUCUAGGCAGACAACUGGAAUCUUUGCUCGCAGAAAUGCCUACGCAUAUCAUUGAUUUCUUGAGAGAGCACAGUUCAAAUGGAACCGAAUCUGGAGAAGAAGAAAUUGAGAUUGAUAUUGACGACCUCAGUGUUGACACCUUGUUCACUUUGAAGAGACUUCUAGAUGACUAUUUGCAAGAGAAACAGAAAAUCCAAGCAAGAGGUGAACCUUGUGAAAUUGAGCUAAUUAAUGAAUCUGCACCGAGUAAUUCAUCCAUGCAACAAGGCAAAGGGAAUGACCAAGUUGAUGAGGAUGUUGACAUUGGGGGAAAUGAGCCUCCUGUAUCUAGCUAUCCACCUGUGGAGAUAGAGAAGGACACAGACCAUAGAACCACAAAGUCUGUCAGUUCAAGCAGCUCUAGAGAUUCAGACUCUGGCAGUUCUGAUAGUGAAUCUGAUGAUGCUAAACCUCCAGGUUCCGUGGAUGCAAUGAAGGUACGGGAAGGGGUAGAUUCUGGGGCUCAAUUAGAUGAAAAAACAAGUGUUGACGAUCUUCAUAAGAAUCAAUGUAUGGAUGGGUCGGAUCAGCUUGAGCAGACUUCUCAGCGAAAGCCAAGUUCUGUUGAGUCAGAUAGUUGCCAAGAUGGGGACAAUGCUCCAACAGAGAGACAGAUUUCUCCUGAGAAGCUCUAUAGGGCUGCUUUAAUUAAGAAUAGAUUUGCUGAUACCAUUCUAAAAGCUCGAGAAAAGACACUUAUACAGGGUGACAAGGGGGACCCUGAAAAAUUGCGUCGGGAGAGAGAGGAACUAGAACAACAAAGGAAGAAAGAAAAGGCACGGUUGCAAGCAGAAGCCAAGGCUGCUGAAGAUGCUCGAAGACGAGCUGAAGCAGAAGCUGCAGCUGAGGCUAGACGGAAGAGGGAACUUGAGCGAGAAGCAGCACGGAACGCAUUGCUGGAGAUGGAAAAGACGAUAGAAAUCAAUGAGAAUUCUAGGUUUCUUGAAGACUUAGAAAUGCUUAGAGCCGCCCCAGACGAUAAUUUGCCAAGCUCAGUGGAGGGAACAUGCACGGAUCUCUCUGUAGAUGGGUUGGGAAGUUUUAAGUUUGGGAGCAGCAACCCCUUGGAACAGCUGGGAUUGUACAUGAAGAAAGAUGAAGAGGAAGAAGAAGGUGAGCCGCCCAGUGUCCCAAAUCCUAUGAACGAUGCAGAGGAGGGUGAAAUUGAUUGAAAUCUGCUUUGUGUACGCCAAACUAGCCAAACUAGCCUAGCAUUAAAAGAAGAGAGUAGAGAAUAUAAUGUCAUUUCUUUAAAAAUCCUGCCUUGGUUUUUUUGGGAUUAUUUUAAUUUAUUUAUAAAGUAGAAAAUAUAGUGUAAAGAUGCUCAAGAGCACUUGUGUUGGAUUCUGUGGGCAAAGGGGGAAAACUCCCCACUGAAAUUCUAUAAUCUUUUUGUAGUAUUUUGUAAUUACAAGUUAAUGAAAGUUGUAUUUUUGUGUCUCAAA
Molecule: messenger RNA, 2923 nt
Organism: Gossypium arboreum
Lineage: Eukaryota; Viridiplantae; Streptophyta; Magnoliopsida; Malvales; Malvaceae
Product: transcription factor GTE8-like
Exons: 11
Coding region: 437-2650 (737 amino acids)
Molecular function (GO): protein binding
Source: RefSeq, a predicted model, not a curated record